This is a messenger RNA of Desarmillaria tabescens, 237 nucleotides long. RefSeq lists its product as uncharacterized. Lineage: Eukaryota; Fungi; Basidiomycota; Agaricomycetes; Agaricales; Physalacriaceae. The transcript has a single exon. The annotation marks the transcript as partial. The record is from RefSeq and is a predicted model, not a curated record.
AUGUCAACGCCAGGGAAUAUCGCCCUACAGAAUGAAGACGCCUGUGAAGAUGCCAUCGUAAUUACCACUCUUGACACCGUUCCCUUCUGCUGUCACGAAGAUCUUCUCACCAUGUCGCGUCCCCAACUGGUUCAGGUUGCUACCACGCUCAACGCUAGACUUCCCGCCUUGCUUCGUAUUGAUGUAAACCUCAACCGCUCCGAUAGCUUCAUCCGAAAUUCCAUCGAAGUCAUCGUC